AUGACUCAAACUACGCCCGAGAAUGCCGCCUGGAAGGAAUUUCUCCUUUCUACACGCAGCGGCGACCUGGUCCCUGCCGACUUCAAGCUCAUUUUUGUGCCCUCUACCGCGGUCAUACCCGAAGUCAUCAAGGUGUUGGUGAAGAACAACAUUUCGUCCGUGCCUGUGAUGGACGUGGAGACCAACCAGUUCUCUGGCCUUAUCGACAUGAUCGGGCUCACGCCGCUCCUCGCAGAUCUGCUCACGCUGGUCGUCGCCACCGCGGAGGCCAAGGAGCUGGUCGACGUCUUGUGCCGAAACCAGGUCGACUGGGAAACCUUCAUCCAGACCGAGCUGCAGGUCUUCAGGGACCAGACCAUCGCCGACAUGACCAACAUCUCUGAGCGCAAUCCCUGGGCGCCCGUGUGGGAGGGCUUCCCGCUCUCGUCGCUCCUCGACAUGUUCUCCAAGAACGUCAACCUGCACCGCGUCCCGAUCAUCGACGGGGACGGUAAUGUGGUGGGCCUGGUGUCUCAGUCGCGCGUGCUGGAGUUCCUCCACAAGAACAUCGACAAGUUCCCGGACGCCGAUAUCACGGUGGACUCGUUCUGGAAGCCCGGCCACCAGCCGCUGGUCUCGGUGCCGAUCCAGGAGGACGCCAUCGUGGCCUUCAAGCAGAUGUUCGACUUUAGGGUGUCGGGCUUGCCGGUGGUGGACUCGGACAACAAGAUUGUGGGCUCGAUCAGCGCGAGCGACCUGAAGGGCUCGACGGAGGAGACCCUCUUCUCGGACGUGAAGCGACCGCUCAAGGACUACCUGGCCAACUGCAGCCGCUACUUCAAGCGCGACCCGAGCAGCAAGCCCAUCACGUGCACCAUCAACGACACGCUCAAGGGGGUGAUGGCCAAGCUCAUCGAGCACCGCAUCCACCGCAUCUUCAUCACCGACGACGACAACACGCUCGAGGGCGUGCUCAGCCUGUGCGACGUCAUCUCCGUCCUCAGCGGGCCGUGA
Acanthamoeba castellanii str. Neff is the source of this 993-nucleotide messenger RNA. Its product is annotated as CBS domain containing protein. Lineage: Eukaryota; Discosea; Longamoebia; Acanthamoebidae. The record is from RefSeq and is a predicted model, not a curated record. The transcript has 7 exons. Bases 1 to 993 code for a protein of 330 amino acids.